AUGGUAAAACUAAAAUCAAAAAAUAUGAAGAAAAAAGAAAAUAUUAUUGUGCCAUCUAAAAAAGAUGGGGCAGAUUUGUUAAUAUUACCACCUGUUCGUAUGUCAGACGAUCCGGCACCGAAACAGACGAGGUGGAUCAAUAGGCAAAGAGUUUUAGUCUUCGCUGCACGUGGUAUAAAUCAUCGUCAUCGUCAUCUGAUGGAAGAUAUUAAGAAACUGAUGCCACAUCACAAAACAGAAUCUAAAAUGGAGAGAAGUAAAAACUUGUAUGUGGUCAAUGAAAUCAGCGAAAUGAAGAACUGCAAUAAAUGCAUACUCUUUGAAGGCAGGAAAAUGAGGGAUUUGUAUAUGUGGAUGGCUAACAUUCCCAAUGGUCCUAGUGCAAAAUUUCUAGUUGAAAAUAUUUACACAAUGGGGGAACUGAAAAUGACAGGCAAUUGUCUGAGAGGUUCCAGACCUCUUUUAUCAUUUGACCCAAUGUUUACAAAAGACCCACAUUAUGCCAUACUAAAGGAACUACUGGUGCAAAUAUUUGGUGUGCCCAACCACCACCCCAAAAGCCAGCCAUUUUUUGAUCAUGUGUACACAUUUAUGAUACUUGAUAACAGGAUUUGGUUUAGAAAUUAUCAAAUUUUAUCUGAAGAUGGUGCCCUUGCUGAAAUUGGACCAAGAUUUGUUUUGAAUCCUGUAAAAAUAUUUUCUGGAUCAUUUGGUGGUGCAACACUGUGGGAGAAUUCUAAGUAUGUUAGUCCAGCCAAAUUAAGACAGGCAGCUUCCAAAAAGGCUAGCAACAAGUAUGAAAACAGAAUUGAAAAGAAAGCUGUUUAUGAAGCCACUAAACCAGAGACUGGUUAUCCAGACAUAGAAGGUGCUGACUUCUUUAAAGGAGAUGCUAUGGAAAAAGCACAAGAAGUGGUCAUUAAAGAAGAAGUAGAUGCUCAAUCCAUGGAGGAAGAAAGUGAUGUCAGGUCAAGACCAACAAAACAAAAACCAGUGUUUAGUAUGAGACUCAAAACAAAGCCAGACAAGACUAUCAGACGUAAACAACUUAAAGCUAAAAGUAAGGCAAUUUCAGACCAAAUUAAGAAGCGUAAGCAGUUUAAAAAGAAAAAACCCAGUAAAAGUUGA
This is a messenger RNA of Arctia plantaginis, 1128 nucleotides long. The record is from the annotation of a GenBank genome assembly. Lineage: Eukaryota; Metazoa; Arthropoda; Insecta; Lepidoptera; Erebidae.